Molecule: messenger RNA, 2178 nt
Organism: Angiostrongylus costaricensis
Lineage: Eukaryota; Metazoa; Nematoda; Chromadorea; Rhabditida; Metastrongylidae
Source: the annotation of a GenBank genome assembly
UUGAAUUCAAUUCAUACGUUUCUUUGUCGUUUAGAUUACGAGGUCGAUUUGAAGAAGCGUCGUGGUCCUUCGGAAUACGAUGAAGUUGAACAUCGUCUUCAGAACCUGAUAGUAAGAGUCGAUGAGAACACCGGUGGUUCUUCAUUGGAAAGCAACUUAGAGAGUUUAUGUUCGCUCUUAGAGGCAGAUCUCGACAAAUAUCGAACGAAAAUUAUUGAAACCAUUACGUUUUGCGUGUGUCAGUUACCUGAUAAAAUAACUAUCUACUCUACGUUGGUAGGACUUUUGAACGCAAAGAACUUCAAUUUCGGUGGAGAGAUUGUGGAAAAGCUGACUUCAGAGCUGCAGAAGAAGCUUGAGGCUGAGGACUUCCAGCAAGCAAUCGCUUUUCUUUGUGAUCUCGGUAACAGUCGCGUUCUAACCUUAAGCUCUAUUGUCGAUUUCCUUGAGGCUCUCUUACAAUCAGCUUUUGAAGAAAAUGUUCCGCAAGUUCGCACAGAUUGGUUUGCUUAUGUUGUCCUGCGUGUUUUGCCAUGGAUCGGACUCGAACUAAGCGAAAAGAAAAAAGAGGAACUAGAUAAUAUACUUGAAGCAGCAGGCAGAUACAUUGAGGGAAGGAAGAAGGUCCAUGUAAAGAUGCUGCAAGUGUGGAGUUCGAGUGCGCACCACGAGCAAGAAGACAGCCUAGAAUGUCUGCUGGCCCAAAUAAGAUCGCUUCAAAGCGUGGGAUGGAAAGAAAAGCAAAUUGCCAGGCACUAUGUUGCUUUUGAUGCAGCUCUUCAGGAUGCUCUACAGCAUAACUUACCGAGCUUCUCUCCACCUGAUCACAAACCGGAAUCGAAUUACCCUUUACCGACCGUUGUUUUUCGUCUUUUCGAUUACGCGGACUGUCCGGAUGAUGUGAGUAUUUCUUAUUUAUUGCUAGUGAGUCAGGAGCAGUUUAAUAGUGCUGAGGAAUUGACUGCUUACUCACGCGGUGCAAAUGUUCCUAUCGCUUAUAUGAUCUUGGAAGUGUUGUUUUCACAACUUUUUCGUCUUCCAUAUCCUCCACAACACACAGGAUUUUAUGGUCCUCUCCUGUUGGAUUUAUGUAGGGUGCAAUCGUCAACAAUGCCUCAGGUACUGGCGCAAGCUGCCGAACUGCUUUAUCAACGAGCUACCACUAUGCAACCAUUAUGUCUGGAUAGAUUUGUCGACUGGUUCAGUUUCCAUUUAUCUAAUUUUGGUUUCCGUUGGUCGUGGAACGACUGGAAAGAUUGUCUUACUGCUGAUCGAUGGGAUGUGAAAAAGAUUUUUGUUGGUGAGGUUAUUGAAAAGUGCCGUCGGCUUUCGUAUUAUGCACAUCUGAAAGAUUUCCUACCGAAAUCAUUUGCUCCCAUGAUUCCACCACCACCUGAUUUGUUACCAAAAUAUUUACGCUUGAUGUUAAUGAAAACCACUGCAAAGUCGUUCAGUCAUACUUUUGUUGCGUUGACCAGGUAUAGUUUGACACUGAAAACAGUCGCCGAUAGUUCCGAUGAAAUGCAGGAAGUUCUCUUGCAAACCCUUUUCCAUUGUUGGCGAAACAAUCACCUGCGUCUCAUCAUACUGGUGGACAAGAUGCUCAAGAUGCAAAUUUUGGACUGUGGUGUUGUAAUUUCAUGGAUUUUCAGUGGAAGUCUUCGAAGCGAAACACACAAGCAGUGGAAAUGGGAGGUGCUGAAUACGGCAUUGGAGCGUCUUUCACGCCAUAUCCAUAAGGUCGCUCACGAUGUGCAAAUUUUGCAAAAAAGAGUUAAACAUCAACGAAUUGGUGGCGACGAUGAGAUGGACGACAUGGAUGUGAAAACUCGAGAGCAAGAGGAAUUGGAACAGCAGAAGGAAAAGCUCGAAAAUCUGAAAGACUUCCAGAAGUCUCUUUUUCUCGACGUUUUGCAUGUAAGAAAUGGUUGUUGUGCUAUAUAUCCGUUUGAUAUAAUAGUCCGUUUGUGCCUUCGAUGUUUUAUUUGUGUUUUCAGAAGUUUACAGUGUUACUCACGGAAUAUAUUUUUCAUUGUGAAACAGAAGGAAAGAAUUUUCGCACACCCUAUUUUUUUUGGAUCAAAGGACGGUUCAAGCAAAUAUUUCUUAUGGUGGGUUCAGUUUUUCGACUUUGUUGUUCGUAGUAUUUGGUUAAUAUGUUGUGUAGAUGAAAAGUAA